Messenger RNA from Paramuricea clavata, 852 nucleotides. The record is from the annotation of a GenBank genome assembly. Lineage: Eukaryota; Metazoa; Cnidaria; Anthozoa; Malacalcyonacea; Plexauridae.
AUGGAGAAACUUUUCAGGAACAACAAACUUGACGUAAGCGUAAGAACCGUGGGGAGAGGUGAGGAGGUACUGUUCUACGCAAAAGACGUGGCGGAAUCGCUAGGAUACGUUAAUACGCGAGAUGCCAUCAAAAAGCAUAUGUGGAAGAAUGCGACAACAUUGGGGGAAUUUCAAGGGAGUAGCGAAUCGCGAUUCCCUUGCGGGGGCCAGCCUGGUACAGUUUCGCUAUACGAACCGGGUCUGUACCAGCUAAUCUUCAAUUCCAAACUCCCAAUAGAAGAGGCCUUCCAGGAUUGGGUGUUCAGAGAGGUACUUCCAUCUAUCCGCAAAACGGGUUCAUAUAAGUUACCAGAACCAACGUCCCUCUGUGGUAAACAGAUGAAGCUACUCAAUGAGACUGACCUCCAUUAUGCAGUAGUGAGAUACAUCAGAAGAUUCCACCCGAACGCACUCAUUGUAGCGGCGCUAGGUGAGUACCAAGACACUGCUCAACGUAGAUGUGACGCCUAUCGUAAGGGCUACAUAGGUGGACAACCUGAUCUCAUAAUAACGAAUCCAAUGAAUGGUUACACAGGAUUUGCAAUUGAGCUUAAGACCUCUAAGGGAACAGGUGAAAUUAGGAGCAAUCAAGUUACCUGGCUAAAGUUGCUACGUGAAAGGGGGCACCGGACACUGAUAUCCAAUGACUACACAGACAUAGUGCUAAGGAUAGAUGAGUACUUCAGGGUAGACGUAACAGAGAAACAUAAGAAAGAAACAGCUAAUCUUAAGAAGCAGUUUAGCAUACUCAGGAAGAAACUGAGUGAAUCAGUGGUGUGCUACCGACCAAGGAUAAACGAAAACAGAUACUAG